This is a messenger RNA of Tauraco erythrolophus (red-crested turaco), 1152 nucleotides long. The record is from RefSeq and is a predicted model, not a curated record. NCBI's taxonomy places the organism in Eukaryota, Metazoa, Chordata, Aves, Musophagiformes, Musophagidae.
GAGAGAAAGGAGGCCUGGUGUCCGUUGGGUACGGAGACGAUGACUUCACCCGCCUGGAUGGGGAUGAAGACGGGUACGAGGAAGAGGAUGAUGAGAACAGCAGGCAGUCAGAAGAUGACGAUUCAGAGACUGAAAAACCUGAGGCUGGUGACCUAAAGGAAUUCUCAGAACUGGAGAAAAGAGAUCCUCAGGAGCUAGUUGCUUCUUUUUCAGAGAGAGUGCGGAACAUGUCUCCAGAUGAGAUCAAAAUCCCUCCUGAGCCUCCUGGCAGAUGUUCUAACCACUUGCAGGAUAAAAUUCAAAAGCUGUAUGAGAGGAAAAUAAAAGAGGGCAUGGAUAUGAACUUGAUCAUUCAGAGGAAAAAGGAGUUCCGCAACCCCAGCAUCUAUGAAAAGCUGAUUCAGUUUUGUUCGAUUGAUGAACUCGGUACAAAUUAUCCAAAGGACAUGUUUGAUCCUCAUGGCUGGUCAGAGGAUUCAUAUUAUGAGGCACUAGCUAAAGCCCAGAAGAUUGAAAUGGACAAAUUGGAGAAGGCCAAGAAGGAGCGCACAAAGAUUGAAUUUGUGACUGGCACUAAAAAGGGUACAACAACAAGCGCAGCCUCUACAACAACCACAACUGCCAGUACCACUGUGGGAGAUGCCCAGAAGAGGAAGAGCAAGUGGGACUCGGCCAUCCCUGUAACGACGAUAGCUCAGCCCACCAUCCUCACCACUACUGCAACUCUGCCAGGCGUUGUCACAGUGACAACCAGCGCAAGUGGAUCCAAAACUACAGUCAUAUCGGCUGUUGGCACCAUUGUGAAAAAGGCAAAGCAGUGACUGGUGUGCUGGGCCUGGAUUUUUGGACUUAAUUGUCAUUGAAGCCAUUGUUCUCGGAAGGGAGGGGUAGCUUUCGCCUUUGGUAAAAGAUGACAAGAUUCUUUGAAACAGACCACAGUUCCCUUUUGAAGGCGUGGGGGCAGGAGCAGGCAUGCCAGCUGUGUGCCCACAGGAAUGGACCUCUGCCUAAAAUGCCUCUGUCUUUUCUUGCUGUGGGAAGAGCCAGUCUGUGUGUGUUGUGCUGGAGGAAGGUGGUAUCUGGAUCAGCCUGUAAAAGUUAGCUUAUUAAAUUGCUGCGUUAGGUGGUUCUUUCCUACUUGCAAAUCUGGUU